Colletotrichum godetiae is the source of this 1407-nucleotide messenger RNA. RefSeq names its product serine carboxypeptidase. Gene Ontology annotation, molecular function: serine-type carboxypeptidase activity. Gene Ontology annotation, biological process: proteolysis. The record is from RefSeq and is a predicted model, not a curated record. The transcript has 6 exons. Lineage: Eukaryota; Fungi; Ascomycota; Sordariomycetes; Glomerellales; Glomerellaceae. The coding region runs from base 1 to 1407 and encodes 468 amino acids. Gene Ontology annotation, cellular component: fungal-type vacuole.
AUGAGAGCUUUACUUCCUCACUCUGUGGCCGCUCUAGGCCUGGCCAGCUUCGCUGCUGCGCUUGCGACGCCCAAGAGCUACUCUGUCGAUAGAACUUACAGCCUCAUGUCUGACUUGGGAACGAACUUCACGGUUUAUGAGCACGCGGCAACAAGCUCCAGAACGAGAUAUGUCCAGGACUCGGGAAUCUGCGAGACAACCAAGGGUGUCAAGCAAUACUCUGGCUACUUCGACGUUGGUACCGACCAAAAUAUGUUCUUCUGGUUCUUCGAAGCUCGUAAAGAUGCGAAUACCGCUCCAGUAGCUCUGUGGCUGAACGGUGGCCCCGGCUGCAGCUCCAUGCUCGGUCUCUUCCAAGAAAACGGGCCAUGCACCUUCAACAAAGCCCCCGGCGCAGACCCCAUUCUGAACCCCAACUCGUGGAACAAUGUCGCCAACAUGCUCUAUGUGGACCAGCCAAUCGGGGCCGGUUUCAGCUACGGCACGAGUGAUACAGACAGCACCGUCAAGGCCGCGCCAAAAGUCUGGGCGUUGAUGCAGUCCUUCUACAGCAAAUUCCCCGAUUACAAGGGCCGUGAAUUCGGCUUGUUCACUGAGUCGUACGGCGGCCAUUACGGCCCGGAGUUUAUCGACCAUUUCCAGGCCCAAAAUGAUGCUAUCGACAAGGGCACUGUGAAGGGCGAAAAGAUCAAGAUUGUCGCUCUCGUCGUCCAAUACAAGGACUACUUGGAGUAUGCAGUGAACAAUACGUACAACAAAAUCAUCGACCAGCCCAAGUUUGAUGAGCUCACCAAAGCUUACGAGAAGGAUUGCAAACCUGCGAUGGAGAAAUGCACUGGUCUCGAGGGACAGAAUGAGGCUUGUGUGGCCGCUGAGAAUGCGUGCUAUGCAGCCGUUGAAGCGCCCAUUGAAGCGGCCAAAACUUUCAACGUCUACGAUGUCAGAGCUAAGGACGACAAAUUCCCGCCGGGAACCUAUCAAGCAUACAUCAAGAAGCCUGAGGUCAUGAAGGCCAUCGGUGCCAAAUCCGAGUAUCAGGAAUGCCCUCAAGCACCCUACGACAAGUUCACCUCGACUGGUGACGGCCAGCGAUCCUUCCUUACUAAGCUUCAAGACAUCACGAAGAAGGAUGUACAAGUUCUCAUCUGGGCCGGUGACGCUGACUUCAUCUGCAACUACAUUGGCAACUACAAUGCGGCCAAGAAGAUUGGUGGCGAGGAGUUCGAAAAGGCGGAGAUGAAAGACUUUAACAUGAACGGCAAGAAGAUGGGCGAGUACAAGAACGUCAAGAACUUGAGUUGGUUGAGAGUCCAUGAAGCGGGUCACGAGGUCCCAGCUUACCAACCAGAGGUUGCCCUCGAAGCCUUCAAACAGACCAUGGCAAAGAAGGGCAUCUCUUCACCGUAA